GAUAGCACAUCCUGUGUGCGCUGGGAUACCAGUCCGUGUUCAAGGCUUUAAUAGUUUUGUUUACAAAAUGGAUGAAUAUAAAGCCUGUAACCUGGACUAUUUCCCGGAAAAUAUCUUAAUUGAUGUCUUGUCGUUUUUGAGCGUACGAGAGGUUGUCAGAGCCGGGAGAGUGUGUAAGAGAUGGAAACGUCUCGUUAAAGACCAAAGACUGUGGAGACUUGUGGAUCUGACUACAUGGAAAGGGGUAACAUCCCGCAUACUCUGGCUCCUGCUGCGUCAGUACCUGGGUUGUGGUCUACGGUGCCUGCGGUUGCGUGGUUUGCUUCUUUCUGCCCGAGGGGGAACCUUUCUGUCUGAGUCCUGGCUAAAAGCUUUGUCCACGAAGUGCCCUCGCCUGAGUAAGCUCUAUCUUCUGCACGCAGACCUGCGAGGCCUCCCCAGUUGCCAGCUCCUCCCUCCAUCUUUGCAGAUCCUGGAGCUGCGUGGCUGUGAGCUGCCGCGAGAAUUUUUCAACCAGACUUCCCCUGCUAGUUCCCAAGAAACACCAGAAGCCACAUCCAGUGUUGGUGCUCAACAGAAAAGAAGGGAUCAGAAAGGAAAAGGGCAAACCUCUCCAUCAGGGAUUGGCAUUGAUACGUUAGUCCUCAACAACGUGCCCUCUUUCACAGACCAGCAUCUGCAGAGUCUGACAACAUGGGAGAGGCUCAGGCGCUUGGAGCUGCGCGACACCUUUCGUGUAACAGCAAACGGGCUCAGGAGCAGUGCUGCCAAGGAGGGCGUCUGUGGUGUGGAAGGCCUCUCCAGACUCAAGUUUCUAGAAAUAGGCAUCACUGGGCGGCAAGGCUACCAGUUACAGAUGGCCUCCCUCGGGCUGGGGGCAGGAUGGCUUGGCCUGGAGGAGCUGAGUCUAGGGGGUAAGGAGGUGGGGCCGGGCCUGCUCUGCGCCAGCCGUCUGAAGGACCUGAAGUGUCUGUGCCUGUGGGCCUGCACGCUCAGCAAGAUGCAGAUAGUGCGGAGCUGCAGGAUGCUCCGUGGACUCCGCCGGCUGGAGUUUUUGGACGUGAUCUUCCAGCCUCCACAGUGUCCACCUGUAGUGGAGGGAGAGGGUGGUGGUGGAGGAGGAGAAGAGCAGGACAAUGAUGAAGCAGCAGGUGGAGAUAACAACAAUGAUGAGAACAGGACACUAGAUGCAAACGAUCCCAUACCCAGUUUGCGUCGCUCACUGGCUGCCCUGCUGCCAUCAUGCACUGUAGUUUUCACCAACUGCUCUGUUCAGAUUAAUCCAGACUAAAUCUCUACUACUUCAUUAUACAGGCAGUAGCAAAUAGAGAUACAGUUCCCUUUUACAAAAGCAUAUGUCAUUUUAUGUAGCGUUAUAAAUACAACAAACAACUUCAGUUUGUAUUGUUGUGUAAUGCGUAUAUAUAUGAUACGACAAGAUAUCACAAAUGAAGUAAAGCAGGUUCCAGAUAUCGCAAUCAGAUCUUUUAAUUUAUACAUUUUAAAAAUGAUCGCUGUCAAAACAUUUACUGUGUAAUACUGAUGAAAUUGAAGUAAACUAUACUGAAGAAAGUCCACCAACUGGUCUACUUGUCCAGGCUUUUAAGACUGUUUUGCCACCUUUUAAUAAUCUGUCAACCUCGAAAGCAAGAGGAGUAAAAUCUGAUUUCAACUUUGCAAAUAAAAAAUGGUUGGUUUCUUGGUAAGCAAAAUGUUUAAUAUGAUUCAGGGCCAUAAUUUGUUUAACAUCCAUACAUAUCUAUUUGGUUUUAACAGAAUAUUUUCCAAACAUUGUUCUUCAAACUUGAAUAAAAGCUUACUUUUUUUUUUAUGGUGAUACAUAUUGUGAAGUACGUUAUAAAAACCAUUAUGGAAAACGAAAUGAGAAGCUCUUGAUGUAUGAAAUAAGAAGACUGUCUUCAAGGUUAUUCAUAUGUACUCUUUAAAGUCACACUAAAAUAACACAAUAUGAAACUGUCACAGCUAGAGGGUGAAGCCACAAGCAGGCGUAUAACAGGAGCAUACCGCUGGCACCUGUUUCCUGUUCCUUCGCUUCACAAUGUAUACAAUCAGAAAAAACAUCAACAUCUGAUACAAGCAGGUGUUUGGUUUUGGUUUGACAACAAAACAGCAAGGGAUAUUUAAAUAAGUCUUUAACAAGUCCCAAUUCUGUUUCAAUUUUAUUUGUAGAAAUAAGAAAUGGUAAUUGUUAAUGUCUGUUUGAUGUGUUAUUGAAAACCAUUAAUGUAUUAUUGGGAAAACCAUUGCCUAUUCAA
Molecule: messenger RNA, 2276 nt
Organism: Notothenia coriiceps (black rockcod)
Lineage: Eukaryota; Metazoa; Chordata; Actinopteri; Perciformes; Nototheniidae
Product: F-box/LRR-repeat protein 12
Exons: 3
Coding region: 68-1291 (407 amino acids)
Biological process (GO): SCF-dependent proteasomal ubiquitin-dependent protein catabolic process
Cellular component (GO): SCF ubiquitin ligase complex; cytoplasm
Molecular function (GO): protein binding
Source: RefSeq, a predicted model, not a curated record